AUGGGAACACUGCCGCGGCCGCUGCGGCUGCGAUGUCACCGGGAGCAAUGCCGCGCUUUUCUUGGAAACCUUUGCCAGGAGCAGACGGAGGUCCCCGCGGUGGGAACUGAGGCUGUCGGGAGCCACCACGGAGACGGUGACCAAGAGGUGGACAUUGGCUGGAAUGGGGACGGAGACCGGGAGGGAGACGGAGUCCGGGAUGGAGAUGGUGUCCGGGAUGGAGACGGUGUCGGGGAUGGAGAUGAUAGCCGCACCGGGAGCUGCACCGGCACCGACAACAGCACCGGGAAAGGGCUCUGGGAGCUGUUUGGACACCGGGAGCUGCACCUGUACCGGCACCGGGAGCUGCUCGAGCAUCGGGAGCUGCACCGGCAACGGGAGCUGCACCGGUGCCGCCACCGGGAGCUGCACCGGGAGCUGCAGCGGCACCGGGAGCUGCACCGGGAGCUGUUUGGGCACCGGGAGCUGCACCGGGAGCUGCACCGGGAGCUCAGCACCGGGAGCUGCACCGGGAGCUGCACCGGGAGCUGUUUGGGCACCGGGAGCUGCACCGGGAGCUGUUUGGGCACCGGGAGCUCCGGCAGCCCCGGUGUCCCGGGGGGGAUGCAGCCGGUACCGGGCUGCAGGAAGAGCCUAUCUCUGCCGGUGCCCCGGGAAGGGCCCCCGAAAGCCCCGCAGCACCUGUGGCGUCAGCCCCGGACCCCGAUCCGCAUCCGCCACCGCGGCUUCUCGGACACCGAGCGGCACCGGCACCGACCCGUGGACCGGGAGGACCCCGGGCACCGCAUGUCCUGGCCCUGCUCACCCCACGGCCCCGGCACGAGCUCAGAGGCAGACCGCCCCCCCCCGCUGGCUCGAGCCCCCCCGGACCCCCCGACACUGAUGCUGCUCCCCGGGGUCCCCCCGGUGCAGCGCCGCGAGUCCUUCCUCUAUCGCUCCGACUCCGACUUCGACGUCUCCCCAAAAAGCAUCUCCCGCAACUCCUCCAUCACCAGCGAGGUGUGA
Molecule: messenger RNA, 1005 nt
Organism: Cuculus canorus (common cuckoo)
Lineage: Eukaryota; Metazoa; Chordata; Aves; Cuculiformes; Cuculidae
Exons: 4
Coding region: 1-1005 (334 amino acids)
Source: RefSeq, a predicted model, not a curated record